AUGAUAACAGCAACAAGAUCAUUAAAUGUUAGAUUACCUUAAUUAAGCAUGAAGAAUCUUGAAAAAUCUAGAGAAAAGUCAAACAAACCUACAAUUAGAUCUAUUAAUAACGUUUAUGAUUAUUCUAAUUCUCCACCCAAAACAAGAACUGAUAAUAUUUCAAGGGGUUCCCUUUCGACUCCUUUAUAAUAUUGCAGAUAUUCCUGUUAUAAUAUAUGUAGAGUAGAUUCUUCAUUUAAUGACUAAGAAAUCUUUAGUGCUCAAUAAAAAAGUGUUUAAAGAAAUGAAAAUAGCAAAAAUAUAUAUAGUGAUUAAAUAGAAAAAUUGUCUUAAAGAAUCAAAAACCUUAGCAAAACAAAAAAAAAAAUGUAAGAAUCGAUUUCCUCAAAAUAAUAUAAAAAAACUGAACCUUAUAUUCAAAAAUAAUCUGAUAAAUAUUAACCUAAAAGUCCCAAACUGAUUCUUAAAACUGAAGAAAAAAAUGAAGAAUUCAAUAGUGAAUAAAAAAAACUAAUAUAAGAGAAAAUGUAAGAAAUUUAUUCAUAAGUAUAAUCAAUAUUAAAAUCUCAUAAAGGAUAUGUUAGAUAAAUAGAAAAAAAGAAUGUCUAUAUUUAAUUAGUCUAAUUAAAAAAGGAAUUUAAACUUGUUAAUUAAGAUUAUAAUGAGUUUUAUAUUAAUAGUACUAAUGAACAAUUCAAAUGUAAUAUAUAAUACGUCUAUGAUUAGUGGAUUUUGAAUUAGUCGAUCGAAUUGAAUAAUUAAAAAAAUUAUUUGAAAAUAAGAGACCAACUAAACGUAAUUGUGGUAGUCUUUUCGAUGGAAUGGAUAUAUCUAUAGUAAUUCAAACAGAAGCUGAUGAAAAACCUAAUAAUAUUGAUUUUAAAGAAAUAUCUGAAAAAGAUUUUGAAUAAUCUUAAGAUUAAAUUGGAUAAUUUGCUGAUUAAAUGACAGAUUGUUCACCAGCUAAUAGCACUACUAGAAGAAGAACUACUAAUUUGAAUAAAAGAUAAACAAAAUAAUAUUCUAUUUAACCAAUCUAAAUUUAAUAAGAAAUGAAUUAAUAACCUUAAAUAAGUAGAAGAAAGAGUAGUGUAAAAUCAAUUAAUAGUCCACUUACACCUAAAACUCCUGAUUCUCCAUCUACUAUGACUUCAAGAAAUAAUAAAUUUACAGCAUAAUAAAUUCUUUAACAAAAAUUGAAAUUACCAGCUACUCCACCUAAAAAGUAAGAUUAAUAAUAAUUCUAAGAAGAUUAAACUAAUAUUAUAAAAAAAGAAAUAUAAAAAAGAUAAUCAAAACUCAUUUCUCGUAAAACUACAUUAGAAAUAUCAAAAUAACCAAAAUAAAAUUCUAGAUUAAAUUCAAGAAAUAGUUUAGUAGAAGUAACUGAACAUUCUGAAAAUGAAUAAAAAAUAAAAUCUAAUAAUGAUAUUAAUUAAUAAUAAAUGAAUAAUGAAAAUAAAUAAGAAAUUAAUGAUGUUUAAUAUAUUUUAGAUUAAUUAGUAGAUAAUAAAGAAUAAAUAGCUAUUUAAAAUUAAACAUAAAUAUUAUCAUAAAAUUAAAAUGUCUCUAAAAAAGAAUAAUAAUAACAUACUAAAAAUUAAGAUAUUAAAGAAUGUAAAAUCAUUUAAGAAUUGUAUUAAUGUACAUUUAUAUAUGAUCAAGAUAUUUUGAAUAAACAUAGAAAAAAUAAAUACAAAAAUCAAUGGUCUUAAGAUAUAUUAUCAAUUAUGUCUAACUAUUAUUAAUUUUUUUGA
Molecule: messenger RNA, 1757 nt
Organism: Paramecium primaurelia
Lineage: Eukaryota; Ciliophora; Oligohymenophorea; Peniculida; Parameciidae
Source: the annotation of a GenBank genome assembly